This is a messenger RNA of Prorocentrum cordatum, 3977 nucleotides long. NCBI's taxonomy places the organism in Eukaryota, Dinophyceae, Prorocentrales, Prorocentraceae. The record is from the annotation of a GenBank genome assembly.
CAGAAUUGCACCAGACGCUUCCACGACAGCCCAAUCAGCUCCAAGAGGGCUCCAAGAUGCCCUCCAAGAGGGCACCGUUUUUUAGCCGUCGCCAUUUUGGCUCAAGUUGCGGAUCAGGCCGGUCAGGGCCAAGCCCCUCUUCUCUCCGCCUAGGGCGGGGAAAGGGGGGGGGCCCGAGGUCGCCCCCGAGCACGAGCCUCGGGACGGCGUUCUCCCCCCCUGGCCGGGCGCUGCCCGCAGGCCCCGCCGGCCGCCCCGCGGGGGGCGCCCAGCAAGGGGCCCUCGCAUGGCCGAGCUGGCGCCCCGUGCGGCGCUCGGGCGCGAUGCCGGCACGAGCCACGACGAGAUGAUCAAGCUGGUGUGCCGGUUGCUGCGCAUGUCGCACUGGUGGCUGCUCCUGGGCGGCAUGUACCAUGUGCUCCUGUGCCUGAACCUGCCUGCGGCGGACCUGUACACGGCCCUCGCCAAGCUCGUCUUCAACGUCCUGGUGCAGCUGGCGACCGCGUACGCGACGGUGCGGGGGAAGUCGUGGGUCUUCGAGCUGCAGGCCAUACAGAGCAUUGCCUCCGCCUCCCAGUGUGUGCUCGCGCUGUGCAUGCUUGCGGGGCGGGAGGAGUGGACAGUGCGCGAAAUUGCAGUGAUGAUGUUCACACGCCCGCUGCUCUCGUUCGGAAUAAUGUGCGGACAUUCUGCUUUAGCCGUCGUCGAUAGUGCAGAGCCACAUUGGGUAUUGGUCGUCAGUUGCACGGCCUUCAACGCUGCUGUGGCGUGGAAAGUUAUUUUUUCUAUGACGACCUUUGAGGGGGUGAUCCUCUCUGCCUCUAUGUCGUAUGUACAAUUGUUUGUCGGGGCCGCUCUCAAGACCACCAGUAACGCCCUGCACACGGAGCGCGAUGUGCUGAAGCUGGUAAGAGACGGCCUGCAGCAGCAUGUCGACUCGCAGGACUCAAUGUGGAAGUCCGUGUUCGACGCUACCUUGCUCUGUGACUCCACCAGUGCCGUUGUCAACGCCUCUGCCCAGGCCGUGGACCUGCUCCAGUUCGAGACAGCGGAUGCAGUGGUGGGCCAGGCCUUCAGCGGUCUGGCCGCCCCUGGAGAGCAGAGCCGCAUCUCCAGAUUUUUGCAGGAGGUCGUCUCGAGCACGUCAAGCCAGGCGAUGACAAUACAAAGCAUCUUCUUGCAGAAAGGCCAGGCCAUCGUCGAGCUCAAGAUCAACGCGGUCAGGGUCGUGCAGAGCAUCUACGACUCCUCCUCGGAGAGCUCGUUCGGGAUCCUCGUCGGGGCACGCCUGGUCGAGGCGCCGAGAGAGGAGACAAGCCCGGCCAGACCCCCCGAGGACACGCCUGCGCAGAUGGGCGCGGCAGACUCCGAGGAUAUGUGGAUCGCUUUCGACGCGGGCACCGAAAACUUCGCCAUCAGCGAGUGCAGCCCCGGCAUCUUCUCUGAGUGCGAGCAGCACGGACUCCUGAGCUGGACCUCGCAUAUGGCGCGACACGGCCUGGAGACCUGGGUAGUGGACGAAGUGGCAGCUUGUGGUCAGCUCGGGAGCACGUCCUCCACGGUCAUCGAGCAGUUCCACCUGAAGAUUCCCGCAGCGCCGGCGAGGUCGAGAUCGGCAGAGAAGGCCUGGCUGAAAUUUUGCCCACAGCGCUUGACGAGGACGAUGAGCUGUCGCUGCCGGCCGUUCUUUGGCUGCGCGGUGUGUCAAGCCAGCAGUGGCGGCGCUCGAGCGAUGGCGGGAAGCAGGCCAGGCGCCCCAUGCGGCCCAUGUGGGUCAAGCAGCAGCUGACCAGCAUCCUGGAGGACGGCGACCCGGGUGCGCUCGGGGAGCUGGCGGAGCAGCAGUCCGUGGCCAGCAGCGACGAGAUCACGCCGUCGAACAGCGUCUCCGAGCUGGGCUUCAAGUUCCGCAUCCGGCAGCGCAGCGUGGACAGUGCGCAGCGCAGCGUGGGCAGUGCCGAGGGCGCGCUGGUUGAGCAGCAGCUCGUUGCCAGCAGCGACGAGCUCAGCAGCGACGAGCUCGCGCCGUCGGACAGCCCCUCCGAGCAGGGCCUCCAGCUCCGCACCCAGCACCUGGGCAAGUGCGGCGCCGAGGACGCGCUCGGGGCGCUGGCCGAGCAGCAGCCCGCGGCCGGCGGCGUCGAGCCCACGCCGUCGGACAGCGCCUCGGACGUGACCUUCGAGCCGAGUGGCGGCCGCCUCCGGCGGCGAGGCUGAGGCUGGCGGCCGCGGCUGCGGCCUGCGCUGCGCCCGCGGCGCCCAGGGCCCACGAUGGACGCUCGAGGUCCGAGGCACCUUUUUCGCCGACGGGGAGAUGGUCUCGGAAGGGCCACCCACGCCAGCACGUCGCCUGCGCAGGAGCGUGAUAUCAGAUCCGCCGAGGCCCGAGGCACCUUCUUCGCCGACCGGGAGAUGGUCUCGGAAAGGCCACGCCAGCACGUCGCCCGCGCAGGGGCCUGCUCACCACAUGUGUGCUGUCGUCGCGCUUGUUGUGUAGCCGCGUCGCAGGUUUUUUUCGCCCAGGUGGGCCAGCCCUUGGCGAGUUUGCUUGGUGCUUACGCUGCCACAAGUGGGGCCAGCGAUGCUGCUUCGACGGGAACUUGCUUCCAGCUGCACUUUCGGCAUGAUUCGAAGUCUGAUUAACCGUUGUCCCCAAGUGACGCAGUCAAGAAAGCAUAAUUACCCAUGCGGGUGGGGGCGCUCCUAGAUAAUCUCGCCAGAGGCAAACCACUCGAGCGCCAAUCCAGUAGCGGCAUGACAGAAGAAGCCGACCUGCUGGCAGGUGCCCCGCGUAGAUCUCUCCUCAUGGCUUGUUGGCCUCGGGGGCCCACAGAGAAGCUUUGGGGCAUCCUGGGAAGUUAGUAUGUCGACGACAGCGGGCCCUUCCGUAUGUCUCUCCUGGCGAGAUUGCUCCUCGCAUGCGCAUGCUGUGUGUGUGCGUGUGCACUUUCCCCUCGGCUCGCUGGGAGGCGCCUUCGCCCAGGGCACCCGCAGGCGCGCGACGACGCCUGUGCAUCGCACUUCGCGGCCCAGUCUUAUGAUGUUCCAACCUACUUCAGCCUGCAUGACCAGACAGAACCUCGAGCACCAAGAGGAGCAUUUUUCUGACUCAGCUCUCGAAGUCCCGGCUCAACUGUCCCACUUAAUUGACCUGUUUGGCGUUGCCACGCAGAAGCUCCAACGCCCAGUGAUCCAGCGCGCGCGUGCGCCAGCAGGGGGCCGCCGUCCCCUUGGCCACUAUCCAUUUGCGUUCCGCCUGCACAGUGAGGCGAGUAAGGAUGAGCUUCGUAGUCGGGAGGGUCGGGGGGGGGGGGGCGAGUGUUCAUGCGCCCGGCGCCGCAGACCCACAGGCGCGGCCCGGGGGCAGGCUGCGCUUGCAGCGGGAGCUAGCCACAACAAGUCUCACGCAGUUCUAUGAGCGCGUUCCCUAUUGCUUUCUGUUCCAAAAUGCCAGCGCAUUUAGCCGCCCUACUGCCAGCCUGCUUGCCAGUAUUAUACGUUACAUUUGGGCUAGGCACAUUCUGCAUGAUGGGGCCCUGCGCGAGGGGGUGCACCCCAGAAGAGGCAUUGCGGCAGGAUCGGCGGAAAAAAGAGGGCACCGUUUUUAGCGUUCUCAUCUUUCGGGCUUCCGACAGUCCAAGACGGCCCAAGAGGCAUUCAAGCGGCCUCAGGCCUACAAUCGAAUUAGGCGCGGACGCGGGGCCUUGCGGAGUACAGUGCCUUCGUUGCGCAGCUUGCGCUUUGCAAGCGAGAAUGUCGCUCUGCACGCGCUCUGCCAAUUUGUAUAACGAGCGCCGUGGGUGCGAAUACACAGGCUGGCCGUUCCCGACAGGACUGCCUGGGCGCAGACCGCAGGAGGGGUGACGCUUAUCCACGUGGCCGAGUGCAUGUACAAAUGGCAGAUUGUUUGCGCGAGCGACGGAGCAAGAACCAAAAAGCCAAUACAAGUGUCCUGUCGUCUUGAUCUGGUGUGCCCG